GGUAAUGUUUAUAUGUACUACAAAUUAUAUGGCUUCUACCAGAAUCUCUAUCGAUAUGUUCUUUCCAGAAGCAAUACACAACUGAUGAGUAAGAAUAUUAUGGAUGUUCAUGGAUGUGAUCCAUUCAAAAUGUCUGAAGAUAAGAUUCCCUUCAUUCCUUGUGGUGCUAUUGCCAACAGCAUGUUUAAUGAUACCAUAAUUCUUUCCUAUAACCUUCACUCAUCUGAACACAUCCAAGUCCCAAUGCUAAAGUAUGGACUCACAUGGUGGACAGAUAAGUAUGUCAAAUUUCAGAAUCCAGUUUCCAGUAAUCUUGCAGAUCAGUUUGAAG
Molecule: messenger RNA, 331 nt
Organism: Dipodomys ordii (Ord's kangaroo rat)
Lineage: Eukaryota; Metazoa; Chordata; Mammalia; Rodentia; Heteromyidae
Product: cell cycle control protein 50C-like
Exons: 3
Biological process (GO): phospholipid translocation
Cellular component (GO): plasma membrane; endoplasmic reticulum; Golgi apparatus
Source: RefSeq, a predicted model, not a curated record